Messenger RNA from Geodia barretti, 2237 nucleotides. The record is from the annotation of a GenBank genome assembly. Lineage: Eukaryota; Metazoa; Porifera; Demospongiae; Tetractinellida; Geodiidae.
UUGUCAGCGCAAAGGUAGGGGACAAAGGUUAAACACCGCGAGAGCUCUUGAGUACGGACGAUGUCGUCGACAGCAUCAAUGAGAAGGUCUCAACGGCACAGGGCCAAGAGCUUUAAAUCCGAACUAGAAGAUGGCGUUCAGGCUACCUACAAAGCGAUAAAGCUCAAAUCUUUGGAGAAAGAUGGUAGGUGCGCAUCAAAUAGAAUUUAUGGUGAGGAUUACGAAGAUGAUGGCGAGAAAGCGGUUGAUGAAGUAGAGGAGGAGCUUACAGAAACUGAUUCAGCCUCUGAAGAACAACACCCAAAGAGAACAACGAAGAAAAGUGCCAGAAAUCGAGUCGAACAAGUUUCAGACGGAGACACUGGUGACGCUGGAAGACAGGAGGAGGAGGAAGAGGAGGGGGAAGAUGGUGUGGGUGAGGACGGUGUUCACGGUCGGUGGAGACACUAUCACUCUCUCUGCUCCCGUCUCCCCGGGAGAGAGAGACAGAUUCAACUCCUACUCUCUCUUCUAGGAGAGCCUCGCCAGCUGACCUGUCCAGCUCUGUAUGUGUACGGAAACACAUCAACGGGGAAGACCCUCGUCCUCAAGACUAUCUUGAGCUCUCUGCAGGUUCCUCACGCUUUUGUCAACUGCAUAGAGUGCUACUCCCCUAAGCUUCUCUACGGAACGAUACUCGCCCAUUUGAUGGGGGACACUUCGGGCUACGUCAGAUGCGACAGUAUGCCCAGUUUCAUACGCUCCCUGCAGAGUUUCGCGGAUGAGAGAACGGCCGAAACUAUGUACAUUGUCUUGGACAAGGCAGAGAGGUUGAGGGAAAUGAACGCUACUCUUCUCCCUUCCCUCCUCCGGCUCUCCGAACUGACCCAUCGUCAGGUGUGCACCAUUCUAGUGAGUGAGCUUGUGUGGGAGAAGCUGGCAAUGUCUGCUGGAGGGCUCCGUCCUUAUCCUCUCCAUUUCCCUCAGUACACGAGGGAGUCUGAUUGUAUAGUAUUAUAUAACAGUGAAAGUUUUUGCAGUUCGGCAGCAAACGAGAAUUUCACCGAGACCUGCAAUAUGGAAGGUGAAGUCCUGGCUAUUAUGUCUCUGGACUGUCCCGAGGGGGAGCCCCUGUCAUUUUACAGGACGUUCGUCAACCACGUGUGGAACGUGUUCCAGUACGUCUGCAGGGACCUCGGAGAGCUCAGAUACCUGAGUUCGCUGCUGUAUCCCAAGUAUUGCGAACCUGUUGAGAGUGGCGAGACUAGUAGACAAGAGACCAGGAAACUGUGGAGACACAUUGAGCCAUAUUUUAGAGGUGUCAUGAGCAAGAUACACCUGCGAGAGAUAUCCAGUGCUCAGUGGGUGAAGGCUCAAGUGCAGAUGGACAGUGGGGAGACCUCGACGUCCCUAGCUCAAGGUGUCCCCCAGUCAAAGGCUGUGCUGGAACUGCCAUAUUUCUCCAAAUACCUUCUCAUAGCAUCGUAUCUUGCUUCCUACAACCCGUCCAAAACUGACAAGAAGUUCUUUUCAAAGCAAAAACAAGCCCGCACUCGAAAAUCAAAGAAACCACGAAAAGAGAAGCCUAACCAUCAGUUGUUGGGACCCAAACCUUUCCCCCUGGACCGUCUGAUGGCCAUCUUCUACUCCAUUCUGGAAGAGGCUGUGGCACCCUCUGCUGAUAUCUACUCUCAGGUUAAUUGAUUUGUGUAAUGGACCGCACGGGUUUUUUUGCUUGUGCAAAGGCCUGCAGACCUGCUCGCCUUCUUUGCUCAGCAAAACAAGAUGCAUUCGUUCGCACUACCCAAGGAUUGUUCUAGAGAAGAAUAUCGAGAGGAUCACAUUUUAUCUCAAGGGGACCGGUGUUUAGGAGGGGGAACAUUUGCAAUCCCCCCAACCCUAGCUGGACACAUCUUUUGAUGUGGGUUCUCUCAGAACUGAUAGAGUAGUGAAAUUCUCUCAGAAGUGAGAUUCUCUGCUGAUGGGAGGAAGACUGUCUGACAACUGGGUGUUGAUCUGUGGUUGUUCCUGGGGCAUCAUUCCCUAACUUGUCACCUCAUUGAGUGGAGGUGUCUAUAAGACCAUUUCCGCUGGAGUGUUAGUGUGCUAAUCCUUCUCUGAAACUAUUGAUGGAGCAGAGACUCUUAACUACUUUUAGUGAAUGACUUCAUUGUCAUAAACACCACACACUGCAUCCUUUAGCUAAUAGCUGUUUAGAUCGAAUAGUGGUGCAUGUUGUAUGCAAUUUAUAAGGACAG